AUGUAUUAUGAGUGGAUAGAUAAUGGCAAUAUUACUGUUUAUUUAAAAGAAAUUGAAGAAAAUAAAUAAACUCUUCAACCUCUCUAAUCCUUUAUACCAUAAAACUAAGAUACUAUUUAAGCUUAUGCUCUUAAAAGCACAUGUUGUAAAAGAGUUUUAAUCGUUGAUGAUGAAUAUUUUAAUAUGAUGGCAUUGUAAAUGUUAAUGCAAUUAUAUUCUGCCAUUUGUGAUAAAGCUUAUAAUGGAAUGGAAGCUAUUGAAUAAUUAAAUGAAAAAUUAAUUAAUCCUUGUUCAAAAUGUUAAAACAGUUGCUAUUAACUAAUCUUCCUUGAUAUUAAUAUGCCAAUUAUGGGUGGAGUUGAAACUGUUAAAAUUAUUAAAAGAAUUAUGAAUAAUAGAAUAAUUAAAAAGGUUUAUGUUAUUGCCAACACUGGAUUUAGUGAUUUGGAAACUAAGGAAAAAGCAUAUGAUGCUGGUAUAGACUUUUUUAUGACUAAACCUUUAAACAUUAUGACUUUUAAGAGUAUAGCAUCCAAAAUAUUCCCAAGAGGAUGA
Messenger RNA from Paramecium pentaurelia, 555 nucleotides. NCBI's taxonomy places the organism in Eukaryota, Ciliophora, Oligohymenophorea, Peniculida, Parameciidae. The record is from the annotation of a GenBank genome assembly.